GCUCCAUGUCAAACCCCAGCCAUACAAAAUCCAGCAGACCCGGUGACCUGUGCAUGCUGGAUAACUCAGCAAGAAGCAAUGCGCGAGACACUAUGCUAUGGCACAGGGCUGGGUUUCAUAAGCAUCUGGCAACAGCAAGGGGAAGACUUGAAGGACUUCCACGCAAAAGUAUCAAGACGAAUUGGGACAGGUAAAGAGAUCAUGUGUCUUACAUAUGACCACACCGGGGACGAAACUCGUAUUGCAAGUGGAACCCAUGACAGACGGGUUCAAGUAUGGGCAUUUGACUCUAAAGGACCAUUGAUACCGAUCUUCAGUGUUGAGCUGUCCACUACAGUCCCGCACACUGUCCAAUUCAAACAAAUGGCAAGUAGAAACCUAUGGUACUAUCGUCGGUACAAACAAGGCUGGACCUAUGAUGUGAGCAUUGGCAUCAGACAAGUCAAAAUAUACUCACCAAUUUACCAAAGCAGGCAUGCUGCUGUGGACGCCCCUCAAACACUAUUCCUAAUCGACAACGUGGUUAACGGAUUCAGCCUACAUCGUUUGGAAGAUGGAGCCUGCAUCUGUACCUACAAUACCAAUCCAGUGAAGACAUUCCCAAAACAGGUUGUUUUUGGGGACUGGGCUACCCUUGUUGUUGGAGGUAGUGACACAGGAACUAUUCGGAUUUUCGACAAAAAUGAUGGUGCCCUUAAGCAAGUAUUGCAACAUGCAGACAGGGGACGAGUACAAACUGUAAUGGUAAGUUAUUUCAUUGAUCAAAUGAACGUGAAUUUGACCAAGUACAAGACAUACGACAGUCCACAACACAGCCUGAUUUUUGGAGCAACAUCUACCAACGAUGCAGAACCGACCAUCUCCAUCUGGUGUCGCAAACGUGCAAUAUCACCAAGCGACCGUCCUCUGGGGUCAGAGGUCAAGAAUUUUGUACGGGGAAUAAUCCAGCUAGCUAUCGCAAUGGCGAUAAUAGCAUAUGUUAGUAAUAUGGUACGUGAUAUAUGUGAUGCAAAACACACACUGACUCAUUAG
Suillus fuscotomentosus is the source of this 1032-nucleotide messenger RNA. RefSeq lists its product as uncharacterized. Gene Ontology annotation, molecular function: protein binding. The annotation marks the transcript as partial. Lineage: Eukaryota; Fungi; Basidiomycota; Agaricomycetes; Boletales; Suillaceae. The record is from RefSeq and is a predicted model, not a curated record. The transcript has 2 exons.